AUGGGUAAAAAGAAGAACAAGAACAUUGUCAAGGCGGCGCAGGCGCGAGCUGCAUCGAAGCAUGUAGCUAGCCAUACUGGACAGCCAGCCGCACAAGACUCUAAGGCUAUGCAAAUAGCGAAAGAGGAGCGACGAAAGAAUAAGUUGGAGAAACGGAAGAAGGACAAGGCGAAGAUUACAGCUGCGAUGUGGGCAGGACCGGCUCCUGCCCAUCUUGUUGGCAAAUUAGAUGUACCCAAGGUCAAAUCGAAAUACCAGUCGUAUUUCGAGUUUGCAGAGAAUACAGAAAAGAAGAAGAAGCUGGAAUAUCAGGUCACCAACGAUACGAAUCCUCCGCCCGGAUUCGUAUUUAUUCCUUUUGGAGAUCCAGUUAUGACGAAUGCUUGCAAAGAAUUGUCGAGAGAAAGGGGAGCUAUGAUAUUCAUCGUGUCGGCAUCCAAGGAAGAGAACUCCAAGAUAUCCGAAUUCGUGCAUAGGACCGGAUGCCAUUUUCGCGAAUCGAUAGUCGAAGAAGCUCGCCAGGUGGUCGGCGAUUCAGUUAUUAAUCGCCCAAACUACGAGCCGGGCGCUAUCGAACCAAUUCCCGAAUCCCAGGAAGAAAUCAACAAGCAAGCCGAUGCAGCGAUUAGGGAUCUUUUUCCACGAAUACCAAACACCGAUCGGCAGAUGAUAAUCGAGCAUGCUUUUCAAAAGGGUGUCUUGUUUCACGGUGAGCCAACUGUAGGACUACAAGCUGAUCUUCCUUUGUCCCGACGUGUUCAACUUGCUGUACUCGCUCACAUCCGGCAUACUCACACUAGGUACGACAAGCUUCUCAGAGAGACAAGUUGGGUUAAUGCCCGAAAGGUUGUCGAGUCUGUCUGCUUAGAUUUCAUCUUCAAGUGGCGAGGUGACGAAGAGACUGGUCGUGAUCAAAUGGACGAAAUUCUACGUGAAGUUGUAGUCAUAACCGAUUCCGAGGAUGAGGGAGAUAGUAGCUCUGAGGACGAUAGUUCCGACGAAGAAGGUGAAAUCUCCUCGACCAGUUCUCCAGAACUUCUGGCCCAACCAACUUCUCGGAAUCAACACCGACCUGCCCUAUCGCCGGGUCCCCAAGAUUCCGACAUCUCAAGUAUCGCACGGCAAGUACAAAGCGAGAAUCGCCCUGCCCAACCGGGUGCUAUUUCUUCUCGCACUCGAUCUAGGAUGAAGCCUAAACCACAAGGACCAAAGAAAACACAGAGAGGAUUCAAGCGCUAUCAAGCGGCUUGGGAUGAUGCUUUGCACCGACAACAAGAUCCGUCGCACCGUCCCCUUGCGGCACAGUCUGAUACACGCCUUGAGCAGGGCACAGGCAGGCAUCCAUCUGAUAUGUCAAUAGCACCUCGAUAUUCACAACAACAGGCUGAUACAAGACCGACUUCAGUUCAUGGUCGCACCGAUAUGGACUCACGACGCUAUGCAGAAGGUCCAGCUGCGCGCAUGGAACCAUCUUACUCGCAACGUACACAACCUCUGGAUAAUAGGCCACAAAGAGACCAGGUAAUCGUGAGACAACUACCAGAUCACUACAUUAACCAAGGCAUGCAGCCACAUCGUGGCAUUCCAGUUCAGUCUUUCAGGGACAACAGACCAUCACAAGUUGUGAGCGGAUCUUCUCACAGACACGGUUUUCAAGAUUUGCUUGUUCCUUCUAUUGAGUCAACCCCGAGCGAUGUUACUCGUACUUUGAUGCCCACAGAAGAGCGUCAUCCGAGACCUGAGACUUUCGGUCGCCGUCAGGAUUCAUAUCCUAGACAGGUGAUCGAGUCUCGAAGGCUUCCCCCGCCACAGCGGCAAUUCAUUGUGAUUGAUGAUGACAGCCCUCAAAACAAACGCCGGCGUGUGGUUCACGAGGAAGAUUCAGGUCGUUUCAGACCUUUGCCGUCCCAUGAACAUGGUGCAACAUCAAUUGCUGAUUCUCAUUUGCCAUCACCCUCAUCUCUUCCGCUAAGACGGUCAUCCCCUGGGACCAGAAUAAGUCACGAUAGACCUAGUCCGAGUAUGUCUGGGGCACCAGCUUCUUCGUAUAUUACCGCCAGCGGAAGAAGCAUUCCUAUAUAUGAUGUGCCAGAUACUCGUUUCAUUGGACGCCCACCUGAGCAUUUCAGAAGAGCAGAGGUAUAUGACCCAGCCCAACAGAAUGGCGGGACUGUCGUACGCCAUCUCACAUCAGCAUACCCUGUCAUUUCUCCUGGUGAGGUAUCUCAUCAUCGCCUGAGACAUGAGAGUAGACCGGAGAACUUUUAUAGCCCAAGACCUGUUGAAGAUGCUCACGGGUCAAGGCAGGUCGAUUCAGACUACCAGCAACCUCUCCGUAGAUCGCAGACUCCAAAUUUUCCUGUUCAAACCAGAGUUUCUCGUUCUUAUGAUGCCGGUGUUGGUCGAGAUGUCAUCGACCAAGCUUUCAUUCAUAACUUUUCUCAAUCGCGUAUAAAUGGUUCCGUACAUGUUGGAGAAGCAUCGAAUGCCACGCCAAGUAGUCGUCCUGUACGCUCAGCGAUAUAUGCUCCCGGGUUCCGGCAUGAUUAUGAAGAACAAGAGCGGAGAGCUUUUCCAAUUCCAGUAUCCACUCGAGCAAGGCCUCCACUAGAAUAUACUGAAAGACCGAUGUACGAACACGAAAUACAACACCGUCCAGUCAUUUAUGAAGAUAAUCGCCGUCCUGCCGAACGUUUCCAUGGAACCCAGGACCAGGCCCCCAUUUUUAUUAGAGAGAGGACUACACGGCCUUUGGAACCAGUCCCAGCACCAUAUCGAAGUCGCCAAGAACCAGUCCGGAGACAGGUCGUAGUUCUGGAUUAA
Molecule: messenger RNA, 2823 nt
Organism: Glarea lozoyensis ATCC 20868
Lineage: Eukaryota; Fungi; Ascomycota; Leotiomycetes; Helotiales; Helotiaceae
Exons: 6
Coding region: 1-2823 (940 amino acids)
Source: RefSeq, a predicted model, not a curated record